This is a messenger RNA of Prunus armeniaca (apricot), 777 nucleotides long. The record is from the annotation of a GenBank genome assembly. Lineage: Eukaryota; Viridiplantae; Streptophyta; Magnoliopsida; Rosales; Rosaceae.
AUGGCUCGCGUGGCUUCAAACCCAGUUGGUCUCCAUAGAUUCCGGCCAUGUUUCCAGGUUGCUCAGCUUCCCCAACAUGCUAGAACCUCUCUUCACUUCCGAAACGAGCACCGCAGAUUUCGAACCGUUUCUUGCCAACAAACCCCAGAUCCAACCGAGACCUCCACAACGGAGAAAUCGAUUGUUGAGCCAGGCUCAGGCAAUGAUAGCAGUAGCCAAGCUACGAGUUCCUCAAGAGACUCUGGCCCUCCAGAGUUUCCGAACAAAAAUACCAACAAGCAUGUAGCAUUGGUUUCUACUCUUGCAGCACUAGCACUUUUCUUAUCAGGACGACUAGAUUUUGGUGUUUCUUUGAAGGACUUAUCUGUUGCUGCCUUACCUUAUGAAGAGGCUCUGUCAAAUGGGAAGCCUACUGUUGUUGAGUUCUAUGCCGAUUGGUGUGAAGUAUGCAAGGAAUUAGCUCCAGAUGUCUAUAAAGUUGAGCAGCAGUAUAAGGGUCGUGUAAAUUUUGUUAUGCUGAAUGUUGACAACACAAAGUGGGAACAGGAGCUUGACGAGUUUGGUGUUGAGGGUAUUCCACACUUUGCAUUCCUAGAUAAAAAGGGCAAUGAAGAGGGUAACGUAGUAGGCAGGCUUCCAGAGAAGUACCUGCUUGAGAAUGUGGAUGCCCUUGCCCGUGGAGAAGCCUCCAUACCGCACGCUCGUGUAGUGGGGCAGUUUUCAAGUGCUGAGGCCCGAAAGGUUCACCAAGUUGCCGAUCCAAGAAGUCAUGGAUAG